Molecule: messenger RNA, 4655 nt
Organism: Condylura cristata (star-nosed mole)
Lineage: Eukaryota; Metazoa; Chordata; Mammalia; Eulipotyphla; Talpidae
Gene: PAK5
Product: p21 protein (Cdc42/Rac)-activated kinase 7
Exons: 10
Coding region: 439-2595 (718 amino acids)
Biological process (GO): apoptotic process; cytoskeleton organization; protein phosphorylation
Cellular component (GO): cytoplasm
Molecular function (GO): ATP binding; protein serine/threonine kinase activity
Source: RefSeq, a predicted model, not a curated record
AAAACCCGGAGCAGCUGCGUGCGUUCACGGAAAGUCCUUCUAGGGGCGAAGCCGGCCAGCUGGGCAUGCUCAGUAGCUGGGGGAGGCUUGGGUGGAGAGUAGAAAGCUUUGGCUCAGCCUCCCACCCCCUCCCUCAGGCCCCCGCCCCCCUUGCCCCUACACAGCCCGUAGUAGUUGCCCGGCGUGCGCCCGGGGAGACCAGGAACAUGGCGCUGCGAGCGAUGUAGCCGCGGAGGAGAAGGGGGUGAGGCACCGCCGCUUCGCUGACAGCCAGCCACCAGAAAUACACUGUGGUGAAAUGCUUCCACUCUUACCAAAUGAACACUGAGGAAAAAUGAAAAUUACUGAAGAGCACCAACAUAAAGUUGUAAGACAGGAAUAGCCACACUUCUGUGGGGUCCAGUUCAUCUACAGCCAUUAUUAAAAGGUGUUUGCAUCAUGUUUGGGAAGAAAAAGAAAAAGAUUGAAAUAUCUGGGCCAUCCAACUUUGAACACAGGGUUCACACAGGGUUUGAUCCUCAAGAACAGAAGUUUACUGGGCUCCCGCAGCAGUGGCACAGCCUGCUAGCAGACACGGCCAACAGGCCGAAGCCCAUGGUGGACCCCUCAUGCAUCACGCCCAUCCAGCUGGCUCCCAUGAAGACAAUCGUUAGAGGAAACAAGCCCUGUAAGGAGACCUCCAUCAAUGGCCUGCUGGAGGAUUUCGACAACAUCUCUGUGACCCGAUCCAACUCCCUGAGGAAAGAAAGCCCGCCCACCCCCGACCAGGGCGCCUCAGGGCGGGGUCAAGGCCACCGCGAGGAGAAUGGCUUUGUCACCUUCUCCCAGUAUUCCAGCGAGUCCGAUACCACUGCUGACUACACCACUGAGAAGUACAGAGAGAAGAGUCUCUAUGGAGACGAGCUGGAUCCCUACUACAAAGGCGGCCAUGCCGCCAAGCAGAACGGGCACGUGGUGAAAAUGAAGCACGGGGAGGCCUACUAUUCUGAGAUGAAGCCGUUGAAAUCCGAUUUUGCCAGAUUUCCCGGCGAUUAUCACACUCACUUGGACUCACUGAGCAAAGCCAGUGACUACAGUGACCUCAAGUGGGAGUACCAGAGGGCCUCCAGCAGCUCUCCUCUAGAUUACUCAUUCCAGUUCACGCCUUCUAGAACUGCAGGGACCAGCGGGUGCUCCAAGGAGAGCCUGGUUUUCAGUGAGAGUGAAUGGGGACCCAGCCUGGAUGACUACAGGAGGCCAAAGUCGUCUUACCUCGGGCAGACGAGCCCGCAGCCCACCAUGCGGCAGAGGUCCCGGUCAGGGUCGGGACUCCAGGAACCCAUGAUGCCCUUCGGAGCAAGUGCAUUUAAAACCCACCCACAGGGACACUCGUACAGCUCCUAUACCUACCCUCGCCUGUCGGAGCCCACCAUGUGCAUUCCCAAGGUGGAGUAUGAUCGAGCACAGAUGGUCCUCAGUCCUCCACUGUCAGGGUCUGACACAUACCCCAGGGGCCCCACCAAACUACCUCAAAGUCAAAGCAAAGCAGGCUAUUCCUCAAGCAGCCACCAGUACCCCUCUGGAUAUCACAAAGCCACUCUGUACCACCACCCCUCCCUGCAGACCAGCUCACAGUACAUCUCCACAGCAUCUUAUCUGAGCUCCCUCAGCAUCUCCUCCAGCACCUACCCCCCACCCAGCUGGGGCUCCUCCUCGGACCAGCAGCCCUCCAGGGUGUCCCAUGAACAGUUUCGGGCUGCGCUGCAGCUGGUGGUCAGCCCAGGAGACCCCAGGGAAUACUUGGACAACUUUAUCAAAAUCGGAGAAGGGUCAACUGGCAUUGUAUGCAUUGCAACGGAGAAACACACGGGAAAACAAGUUGCAGUGAAGAAAAUGGACCUCCGAAAGCAACAGAGACGAGAACUGCUUUUUAAUGAGGUUGUAAUAAUGCGGGACUAUCACCAUGACAACGUGGUUGAUAUGUACAACAGCUACCUUGUCAGCGAUGAACUCUGGGUGGUUAUGGAAUUUCUAGAAGGUGGUGCCUUGACAGACAUCGUUACUCACACCAGAAUGAAUGAAGAGCAGAUAGCUACCGUCUGUUUGUCAGUUCUGAGAGCUCUCUCCUACCUUCACAACCAAGGAGUGAUUCACAGAGAUAUAAAGAGUGACUCCAUCCUCCUGACCAGCGAUGGCCGGAUAAAGUUAUCAGACUUUGGUUUUUGUGCUCAAGUUUCCAAAGAGGUGCCCAAGAGGAAAUCAUUGGUUGGCACUCCCUACUGGAUGGCUCCUGAGGUGAUUUCGAGGCUGCCUUACGGAACAGAGGUGGACAUCUGGUCCCUCGGGAUCAUGGUGAUAGAAAUGAUCGAUGGCGAGCCCCCCUACUUCAACGAGCCCCCACUCCAGGCGAUGCGGAGGAUCCGGGACAGUUUGCCACCAAGAGUGAAAGACCUACACAAGGUUUCUUCAUUGCUCCGGGGAUUUCUGGACCUGAUGUUGGUGAGGGAACCCUCUCAAAGAGCCACAGCCCAGGAACUCCUCGGACAUCCGUUCUUGAAACUGGCUGGUCCACCAUCUUGCAUUGUUCCCCUCAUGAGACAAUACAGGCAUCACUGAGCACAGGAUUCAUGCAGGUGGCAAAGCUAGAUGAAGACAGGAGUAUAAUUCAGGAGAACAUGAGGAAACCACAGAACAUACAAACGACCAGCUGAUUGGUGGGACAGUGUGAUGACCAGCAGGGUUUAACAGACCAGGGCAUCUUCUUGUGUCUUAAACAGGCAUCUCUCCACUGACAGCUGGUGUGAUCAUUUGAAACACGGCUUUAGUAAGUCAUUAUUGUAUUUUUCAGCCCUUCAUCCAGCAAAUCAGAAGGACUCAGUACAAACUCCGUUAUGAUAUAUCCUAGCCACAUGCAGGGUAACGCAUAGGAUUUUCUAUAUUGAAAGAAUACUUUUCUGGCAAAAAAAAAAAAAAAAAAGAAAAAAAAGAAAGGAAAACAAAAAGCACUUUUUUCUUAAUGGUAGCAGUGUAAUGUAUUUUGCAAUGAAUUUGUAAUUUUUCUGUACAAUAGUUUUGAUAAUUUAUAGUACUUUGAUGUCAUGUAGCCAUUGUAUCAGUUGAAGUAAUAACUUGUUUACUAGCAAGAGUUUGAACAAAGCCUUUCCUACUUUUUUAUCCCUUUCAGAGAACCAACACUUCUUUAGGAACUUUGAAUACUGAAUGACUCAAUCACCGUCAGCUUUAGUAGAAUCUCUUUCUUAUCUUAACAAGUGUCUUAUGUGAUGGAAGAAGAAUUAAGAGUGAUGGUGAUGGUGGUGCCCAUUUCAUUUGUCCAACCAAAAAGAAGUCAGUUGGAGCCACAAUUUACCACCAAACUAUUCCUUGGGGUAAAGCUAGAUAUUUGGGGGGGGGGACAUCACAUAUUCCCUCAAGGCUACUAAUAGCAGACAUUUCUUGCUUAGCAGGAUGUUUCUUCCCCGUGCCCUCUGUCAGGGGCUACAAUGUCCCACCUGUGGCCAAGUCUUCCUCCCAAGGAACAAUGUGAUCAUUGGACUUAAUUCCCCAAGUUGAGUAUUUCAGUCCAGGCUGUGAGAUUCCAGUCUCACAGAGGGAAAGGAGAGAGAACGGGCAAGACGUUUGGUUUCAUUUGUCACUGUUUUUAAGACUCCGUAUGCUAGCACACCAAACUCUUGUCUGUAUUUACCUUCGUACUACAGUAUUAAUCGCUAUUGUUCAUGUUCGUGCUGGAAGUCUGAACUUACACUAGAGGAUGGAUUAGGAAAAGAGGGUAUUUGAGCAGUUAUGAUCUGACUUCAGUUGUGACCAUGUUAUAAUGUGUUUUUGACAUAGGAGAGUUGUGCUGCUGUCUAGAUCUUCUUGAAUGUUGAUAAAAAUGAAUGACUACUACAAUACAUUUUGUGUUGCUUGUUGGAUGAAUUUGCAUGUUAACUGUAGGUCAAUAUAGAUUUGCCUUUAAAACUCUGAAAGAGCUACAUAGUCAUCAUUAGUUUCUAUUAAUUAUGCAUCAGACAAAAGCCAUUUGUUACCAAACUAGAAAACCAGAGACUUUUCUUAAUGACUUCAUACUCUGUAUCAAAAAUGAAUUUAAAUUUGUGUAAGUGCUCUGGUUGCUCUAAGCAUAAUUAAGAAUUUUUUCUAAUUAAUAGUUUACUAAUUAUUUAUUAUAGUUAAAAAGGAAUAAAAGGCAUAAAAUGACCUUCUACUGAUUAUUUUCAGUUUUCCCCCAAACUGGAAAUGCCUCACCAUAAAUAGGAUCUGUAAUUUUGUUUCAUAAAACACAACAAAGUAAUGCUUUAUGUAAAAUAUUAAAAUAUUAAUAUAAAUAUGUAAGAAUAAAUACAAUCUAAAGUCAGAAAACGGCAGUCCUAAAAAUUCGUGGAGCAGAUAUAAUCAGGACUAUGUAGAAGUAGAAAGAAAAAAAGUAAAUCUUUUUUAAAUCAGAACAAAUAUUAAAGACCAUUACAGAAAAUAGUGAAUUUUGAAUUCCAAAAAUUUUCGACAGUGUAAUGGAAAUUUUUCUGUAAUUUUCUUAUCACUGGGUAUUUUUUUAAGUAUUCAUUGAGUUAACCCAAAGUUGACUGUAGCUUAAAAGAUUUUGUGAGCACUAACUAUUGGCAGAAACUGCACUUGCAAAUAAAAAUAAAUGUUUGCCUUUU